CAACCCAGACCUACCCCACUAGUUUCUUGAAUUUUUCUUUACAAAACAUGAAAAUUAGCUAGUAGAAUCAGAAGGAAGGUCGUCCUCAUGCCCCUGCCCGUUUUCUUGACAAUCACCCCUUAUUCUUCAUCUUCAAAUAGUCUAGUCGAGCCUCAAAAAUGUUGACCGCACUUUUCCUUAAAUCUUACUGACACAUUCUUUCGACCACACAUUCCAAUUAACUCAGAAGUAAUAUCCACUUAUUCAUCACUUAUUUUUAUCUAUUUAUAUAUUAAACCACUUAUAAACUCUUCCCAAACGGAUUUCAUCAGCCGUACCCACUAUUUUCUUGAAUUUUUUGAGAAAACCUUUCUUCAUCUGUCUAAAGUGUGCUGGUUUGUAGCAUUCAACAUAAUUCUUGGACAUCCACCUCCCCCCACACCAGCAUUUACUUGAAUGUUACUUGACUUGACAAAACUUCUUUCAGUCUUCUUAUUAAAAGAUUCUAAGUUGUGAUUUCUUUUAGCAUUCAAUGCUAUGUUCUGAAUCAUGUUCCCUUCAUGAUUCAUACAUGAAUGUCCCCUAGCUCCAUACCUCACUUUGUCUGUGAUUUCAUUUGCUGCAUUUCUCAAAGGGGCUAUAAAUUCAAUUCAAUUCAAUUCAGUGUACAGUAGUGCAUUCAGAAGAGACUUCUGGGUUUAAUGGAGAUUCCAAACAAGAAAACCAUAUCAAAAAUGGAAGAUUAUGAAGUAAUAGAACAAAUUGGAAGAGGGCCUUUUGGAGCUGCAUUUCUUGUUCAUCAUAAGCUUGAGAAAAAAAAGUAUGUUUUGAAGAAGAUUCGCCUUGCUAAGAAAACUGAAAAAUUUAAGCAUGCUGCACGCCAAGAGAUGGAUUUGAUGGCAAAAUUGAAUAACCCCUACAUAGUCGAGUACAAGGAUUCAUGGGUCGAGAAGGACAGCGGCGUUUGCAUUGUGACAAGUUACUGUGAAGGUGGAGACAUGGCAGAGAUAAUCAGAAAAGCUAGAGGAAUAUUUUUCCCUGAAGAGAAAAUCUGCAAAUGGCUGACUCAGUUACUUCUAGCUGUGGAUUACCUUCACUCUAAUCGCAUCCUUCACCGGGAUCUUAAGUGCUCAAACAUUUUCCUUACAAAAGACAACAAAAUCAAACUUGGUAAGAAGAGAGACAGCAUAUUACAUUCUAUGAUCCUCCAGCAUUUUCUUGUAUCUAAUGUUGGAUAUACAGGUGACUUCGGACUUGCAAAACUGCUGAGUAAAGACGAUCUUGCUUCAUCUGUUGUCGGAACUCCAAACUACAUGUGUCCGGAAAUUUUAGCAGAUAUACCAUAUGGCUACAAAUCAGACAUAUGGUCCUUAGGUUGUUGUAUGUUCGAAAUAGCUGCCCAUGUACCUCCAUUUCGAGCUGCAGACAUGGCUGCACUCGUGAAAAAAAUAAACAGAUCAACUAUUUCUCCUCUCCCGACUGUAUAUUCCUCGACUUUGAAGCAAGUGAUUAAAAGCAUGCUUCGACGAAGCCCAGAACAUAGGCCAACAGCUGCAGAACUUUUAAGGCAUCCGCAUUUGCAACCAUAUCUUGUGCAGUAUAGCGACUUACCUCCUGUCUUUCUUCCGGUUAAAUGUGAAAUUGAGUCCAAGUGCAAAGCAACGAGGACGAAAAUUCCUGACAAACCUACAUCAGACAAGGAUAGAAAACCAGGAACGAAAGGAAUGGUGGAAAGGUCGAAAGAUAAUCAAGUACCUAAAAUGGAUGUGAGAGCUGAAAAGAGCUGUCCCAACAAACACGAAAGUAUUGACUCGGGAUCCUCAUCAGGAUCAAGUACACUGACUGAACAGCGCGGAGAAACAGAACGAAAAGAAUGUACUCAGAUUGAUCGUAAGAAUCCUUGCAAGAAAAUACUCCGAAGAAUGGAAAUGCCAAGCUCGUUUCCUACUUGUAAGAACCGAAUAAUUGAAGAUGAAACGUCGUUGGAAGGUAAGCAAGUACGCAAAGAUAAAAGUAUAGAGGCCCUUGUACAUACUGAUGAAUUCGGAGGAAACAUAUCAGAAAAAAGAACUCUAACAAGUGUUGCUCCAAGUGAAGAGAAGGCAGAAGCUAUGGAGACGUUACUCGAACUUUGUGCACAACUAUUGAAACGAGAAAGGCUCGAGGAACUUGCUGGCGUGCUGAAACCAUUCGGUGAAGAAGAAGCUGUAUCGUCGAGAGAAACGGCAAUUUGGUUGACAAAAGGAUUGAUGAAUAUUCAAAGACAAGGUGAAGAAGUUUAGCAGUAUCAAACUUUCUGAACUUUCUUGUACAAUUGUUGCAAUGCUUGUAAAAACACCUGACAAUCAAAUCACCAGUUUUUUUAUUUUGAUUUUACUUUCAAAAAAAGUAAAAAUUCUUCGAACAGCUAUCUGACCUAACGUUCCAAUUUCCUGACGUGGGAACCACAUUUGCAACGUUAAAAAAUUCGAACGUUAGAGCAAAUCCAACGGCUAUAAAUACUAAUAUUCACUCAGUACAUCCCUCACAUUACAAUUCUCAGCUUCUCUCUCUCUACAUAGAAUACUAUCUCUCCAUAUCAUUUUCUUCUCUCGCCAAAAUAUUCAAAUGGCAUAUUUCGGAAUUUCAAGUGCUGUUGCUACCAUCUUCGUCGUCUUAUGUCUGGCAGCCUUUGCUGUGAGGGCACAAGAUGCUGAUUUAACCCCGGGACUGGCUCCGGCACCGGGGCCGGAUGCUGGACUCGGGUUAUCGCUAUCCGCCUCAGGUGUCUUCAUUUACUCUUCGUUGCUCCUGUCUGCCAUUGGGAUUCUCAUGCAGUAGACAUACACGUUUUUGGAAGAUUGAGAAGCCGAAAAUGAUGAGAGAAAGAAACAAUACAAUGGCAGCGAUGAUUAUUCUAUUAUUUAAUUUUAAUUAUUGUUAUUUUUUCUAGUGUUUUUCCUAACCUUUGGUUAGGAUUUGAUAUAUAUUUAUCUGGUUGUGAGUGGAUUUGAUGAAUAAAAAUAUACUAUAUUUCUGUAAA
Olea europaea var. sylvestris is the source of this 3001-nucleotide messenger RNA. RefSeq names its product serine/threonine-protein kinase Nek6-like. Bases 681 to 2261 code for a protein of 526 amino acids. The record is from RefSeq and is a predicted model, not a curated record. Gene Ontology annotation, molecular function: protein kinase activity; ATP binding. The transcript has 12 exons. NCBI's taxonomy places the organism in Eukaryota, Viridiplantae, Streptophyta, Magnoliopsida, Lamiales, Oleaceae. Gene Ontology annotation, biological process: protein phosphorylation.